AUGGCCACCAAGCCAAGACUCUUUACGGCUUCCAAGAAAGGCGAAAACUAUGAACUUCGCGCCGGACUCAACUCGCAGUAUGCCGAUCAAAGGAAAGAUUCGAUCAAGAGAGUGAUUGCUAACAUGACAGUCGGAAAAGACGUUAGCGGGUUAUUUCCUGACGUCCUGAAAAAUAUGCAAAGCGACGACCUCGAGCAGAAAAAACUGGUCUACCUCUAUCUCAUGAACUAUGCUAAAUCUCAUCCUGAUCUGGUUAUCCUCGCCGUCAAUACGUUCGUCAAGGACACCGAAGAUCCCAACCCAUUGAUCAGGGCGUUGUCGAUCAGAACGAUGGGCUGCCUGAGAGCAGAGAAGAUACUCGACUACGUUUGCGACCCACUCCGCAAAUGCCUUCAAGAUGACAAUCCGUAUGUCCGCAAGACAGCUGCGAUCGGGGUGGCAAAGCUGUACGACUUGAAGCCAACACUGGCACUGGAGAAUGGAUUUGUAAGCCAGCUGAAAGAAAUGGUUGCCGACAGCAAUCCAAUGGUGGUAGCCAAUGCUGUGACGGCCUUGACGGAAAUACACGAGUCGGCGAUCGCAAACGACCCUUCAGAGGGUGUCUUUAUACUCGACUCAGCGGUCAUCCAAAAACUGUUGGUCGCAUUAGGCGAAUGUACCGAGUGGGGUCGGAUUGCACUCUUGGGAGCAAUUGCCAAAUACCGCGCCACUGAUGCUAAAGACGCCGAGCAGAUCUGCGAAAGAGUGGUCCCUCAAUUCCAACACGCCAACGCCAGCGUCGUCCUUGCUGCCAUCAAGGUCAUCAUGAUCCACUUUAGGGAAGUCCGAAGGGAAGAAUUUGUCAAACAGAUCAUGAGGAAAAUGGCACCUCCCUUAGUUACCUUAGUUUCAUCCGCACCCGAAGUCCAAUGGGUAGCACUAAGAAAUAUCAACCUCAUUUUACAAAGGAAACCAGACAUACUUCAAAAUGAAAUGAGAGUAUUCUUCUGUAAAUACAACGAUCCAGCUUAUGUGAAGGUUGAAAAGCUGGAUAUCAUGGUCAAACUGGUAACAGAGAAGACGGUCGAUACACUAUUGAGUGAACUGAAAGAAUAUGCUUCAGAAGUCGAUGUAGAGUUUGUCCGGAAAGCUGUGCGGGCAAUCGGACAGUGUGCCAUCAAGAUCGAUGACGCUGCGGAGCGGUGCGUGAAUGUUUUACUCGAUCUGAUCUCGACUCGAGUGACCUACGUAGUCCAAGAAGCCAUCAUCGUCAUCAAAGAUAUCUUUCGCAAAUACCCUUCACGGUAUGAAGGCAUCAUUCCCACACUGUGCGCGAACUUGGAUGACCUUGAUGAACCUGAAAGCAAAGCCUCUUUGAUUUGGAUUUUGGGAGACUACGCUGAGAAAAUCGACAAUGCAGACGAAAUCUUGGCUACCUUUCUGGAUACAUUUGUCGACGAUCCAUUUCCAGUUCAAUUACAAACCCUCACAGCGAUCGUCAAGUUGUUCCUGAAGAAACCAGAAGGCGCGCAAAGUCUGGUCCAGAAAGUCUUGUCAUUGGCCACCAAAUCGAGCGACAGUCCCGACAUAAGAGACCGAGCAUACAUUUACUGGAGACUAUUAUCGACUGAUCCUGAAGCAACAAAAAGGGUAGUCUUGAAAGCAAGGCCGAUGAUUUCACUCCAAUCUUCAUUAGUCUCGCCGGCUCUAUUGGAGGAAUUGAUCGAUGAGAUCUCGACUUUGGCCUCCGUUUUCCAUAAGCCUGCCGAGACUUUUAUUGGAAGAGGUAGAUUAGGUGCCGAUGAAGUACAGAGAAAAGCCAACGAACGGGAAGAAGAUUUCUCACGAGAACGAGCGAUAGCGACGGUAGUCCAAGGCCAAAACGCGGAAAAUUUGCUCGACUUCGACGAUGAUCCGGUGGAUGGCGAGCCGGCGAUGCUCUCGAAAUCGACGAAUGGAUUGGGCUCGUUGACUGGAGGAGGCCUAGCAUCCACUUCGACCAACGUGACCAGUGCGAUGAAUCCCUUGGACGAUUUGCUGGGCCUGUUUGACUCCUCCAUGACUCUUUCCUCCGCCUCUCAGAAUCCCCCCAACAGCUUUGCUCAAGUCGGCUCCCAUCUUCCACCCUCUUCCGCUCCUUCUUCUCAUACUGGCUUCAAUAACUCUAACAACGACGAUCCUUUUGGACUUUUAUAA
Messenger RNA from Puccinia triticina, 2175 nucleotides. RefSeq lists its product as uncharacterized. Gene Ontology annotation, molecular function: clathrin binding. NCBI's taxonomy places the organism in Eukaryota, Fungi, Basidiomycota, Pucciniomycetes, Pucciniales, Pucciniaceae. Gene Ontology annotation, biological process: vesicle-mediated transport; intracellular protein transport. The coding region runs from base 1 to 2175 and encodes 724 amino acids. The record is from RefSeq and is a predicted model, not a curated record. Gene Ontology annotation, cellular component: membrane coat. The transcript has 14 exons.